This is a messenger RNA of Miscanthus lutarioriparius, 324 nucleotides long. The record is from the annotation of a GenBank genome assembly. NCBI's taxonomy places the organism in Eukaryota, Viridiplantae, Streptophyta, Magnoliopsida, Poales, Poaceae.
AUGGCUCCGCCGCCGGCCGCAACCCUAUCCUCCGGGCGUUCCGAGAGCAGGAGAGGGAGGCGUUGUUCGGGGAGGGAGAGGGAGGCGCGGACGGCAGGGGAGCCUGCGCUGGGCGCAGCCGCCUCCGGUCGAGACCCUAGCCGUCCGCCGGACUUGGAGAAGGAGACGGAGGCGCUCGCCGAGGACGGAGACAGGGGCGCGGUGCCGGUCGGAGUGGAAGAGGGAGGUGCCUGCCGGAGAGGGAUGCUGUGGGCGGAGAAGCCGGAGAGGGAGGUGCCGCCGCCGGCUAGUCGCGAGUUGCGACUCCCGAGAGGUCGCGAGUGA